AUGAUUGAUUCUGCUUGUACUAAAAUUAUGAUUGAGGAUUGUGAUAAUUUGGUAUUGAAUGCAAACUCUAAAAUUCUUACAUCGACAAUUGAUGUUUGGAAGUCUAAUAAUAUCAUUUUGAAAAUCCAUGAGAAAAUUCAAACCAUUCAAGUUGACGAAUGCAAAAACAUAGAAAUUGUAUUCAAUGAUCCAAAAAAUUUCUAUUCUAUAGUUUGGACAAACACAGAUAAAAUCGAUUUGAAGAUCUUGGAGUCUGACCAAGGCAAUGAUCAACAACAGAAUCACAUUCAAUAUAUUACCAGAUUGUUUGAAGAUGGUGGAUUAAAAAAUGAAAUGCUUAUUAGAGCCGAGAAAGGUUUUCCAAUCACUAAAAGAGAAUUGGAUGAUUGGAUUACUAGGAACAAACAAAAAAUCAAUUUCGCUAUUAAUAAUAAUAGUAGCAGCAGUGUUGAUUCAAUUCAAUUUGGAGGUUGUAAUUCAACAAUUUAUUGUAAUGGAGAGCUGUUAAAAUUAGUUCAAUUAUCAAGAAUUUUUGAUGACUCUAAAACUUUUGUUGACAUGCCCACGAAAAAACCUGUAGCUGAAGUAUUACAAGCUGUCCAAAAAUUAUUAACUCAAAGCAAACUAAAUCCUCCAACAAGAUCAGAUGUAAUAUCAUUUUUAUCGACUUAUUUUGAUAAAGAAGGUCAAGAAUUACUCAGUCCAGAAAACUAUGAUGAUAAACAUUGUACUUCCACCUCUCCGUUUUCUUCUUUAUUUCCUUUAAAUUCAAAGCCGGACUUUCUAAAAAAUAUUCAUGACCCGUAUUUGAAACCGUUUGGUGAAAUUGUUCACAAAUUAUGGAAAACUUUGGUUAGAAAAGUAGAUUUGUCAUUUAUGUGUGAUGGUUGUGUCUCAAGUUUCAUUCCAUUGAAGAAUCCAUUCGUUAUCCCGGGUGGAAGGUUUCGUGAAAUUUAUUAUUGGGACGGGUAUUUCAUCAUCGAGGGAUUGUUGCUUAGUGAGUUGUAUGAUUUGGCCAAAGGCAUGAUUGAAAAUUAUCUAAUACUUGUGGAGACCUAUGGAUUUAUUCCAAACGGUUCAAGGAUUUAUUAUUUGAAUCGGUCACAGCCACCAUUAUUAACUCAAAUGGUAAAGAGAUAUUAUGAAACAACAAAAGAUAAACAAUUUCUAAAAAGAGCUUUGCCAACACUAAUCAAAGAAUACAAUUUCUGGCAUCGCAACAAAACAAUUGGAAUCAAUCAUCAAAACAAACGAUACACUCUAAAUUAUUACAAUGUCUACACUGAUCAACCUAGACCUGAAAGUUACUGGGAAGACUACGUGACCGCCCAACAACCACAAAGCUUAUUAAAUGUACACCUACAAGAAAACAAUAACGAUGAUAGGAAAAAUAAACUAAAUGAAUCGGCUAUUAUUGAACUCUACUCAAACAUUGCCGCCGCUGCAGAAACUGGUUGGGAUUUUUCUUCAAGAUGGGCCAAUAAUUAUCGCCUCAAGCCAACCACUGAUUCAAACAAUAUCACCGAUUUUCCAAUUUUACCAUUCAGAAAGAAAGCUAGAAAUAGAUUAGAUGCUAUCAAAGAAUUGUUUUGGGAUGAUGAGCUUAAUUUAUUUAUGGAUUUUAAUCUAACAAGCGCAAUACCAGCUGAACUAAGUUCAAACCCUUUCAAACUACUAAAAUCAUAUGACUACAUUAAGAAACUAUUGGGAAAAUAUCCAGGCUCACUGACAUCCACAUUGAUGGAUUCCGGUCUACAAUGGGAUUUCCCAAAUAGUUGGCCACCAUUAGAAUAUGUGGUUGUAAAAGGUUUGGUUCAAUUGAGCGAUAAAUACUAUCCUUUUAAUGCCAACAAUCGUAGCAGCAAUGGCCUUGACAAAUAUUAUGAUUUGGCAAGUUCAAUAAGUCAACGAUUUGUUUCUUCGGUAUUUUGUGCUUGGUAUAUUACUGGUGGAUCAAUUAAAGAUUUACUACCAAAGUUAGAAAAUACUACUGAUGACGGACAUAUUUUUGAAAAAUAUAAUACACUUACUCGAAAUGUUCCAGGUGGUGGUGGAGAAUAUAAAGUACAAACAGGGUUUGGAUGGACAAAUGGUGUACUAUUAUGGAUGCUUAAUAAAUUUGGUGAUCAAUUAAAAGUUCCAGGCAUAUCACAUGAGAAUUAG
This is a messenger RNA of Entrophospora sp. SA101, 2163 nucleotides long. The record is from the annotation of a GenBank genome assembly. NCBI's taxonomy places the organism in Eukaryota, Fungi, Glomeromycota, Glomeromycetes, Entrophosporales, Entrophosporaceae.